CUUUCUGCCACAUUUCUCAAACCUCACACACAAACACAAACACACAACACAACAAAACUAAAAAAUGGAUUGUAAAAACGUUCUCUCACUCGCAUUGAUCUGCAUUGUCUUCGCCGGCGUCGGAGGUCAAUCUCCGUCGUCAGCUCCGACUACAUCACCACCUACCGUCACCACUCCUUCUGCUGCUCCCGUCGCAGCACCUACCAAACCAAAAUCACCCGCUCCAGUCGCUUCUCCAAAAUCAUCACCACCAGCUUCAUCUCCCACUGCUGCAACUGUAACUCCGGCUGUUUCUCCAGCUGCUCCAGUUCCGGUUGCUAAAUCUCCAGCUGCAUCAUCACCAGUCGUUGCUCCAGUGAGUACACCACCAAAACCAGCUCCAGUGAGUUCACCACCAGCACCAGUUCCAGUGAGUUCUCCACCAACACCGGUGCCAGUGAGUUCACCACCGACAGCUUCUACACCUGCAGUAACACCAAGCGCUGAGGUUCCCGCUGCAGCUCCAAGCAAAUCAAAGAAGAAAACAAAGAAAGGUAAGAAACACAGUGCACCAGCACCUUCACCGGCAUUGGAAGGACCUCCUGCACCUCCGGUUGGUGCUCCUGGACCUAGUCUCGAUGCUUCUUCUCCCGGUCCAGCAUCUGCUGCCGACGAGAGUGGAGCAGAAACAAUCAGAUGCUUGCAGAAGGUGAUAGGAUCCUUGGCAUUGGGCUUGGCUAGCCUUGUUUUUAUGUUCUAGAGAAGAGAUUUCCUUGUUAUUGUUACCACGAUAUAUUCAUAUGUAUCAUUUAUUUUCUUUUUUUGGUCCUGUCUUGGGCUAACAUUAAAUUUAUUUGCCAUUGUUUUUUUAAACUCUUAUUAUUCUAUUACAUAUUGGUGAUGUUUUUGCCAUUAUUUUACA
Molecule: messenger RNA, 901 nt
Organism: Medicago truncatula (barrel medic)
Lineage: Eukaryota; Viridiplantae; Streptophyta; Magnoliopsida; Fabales; Fabaceae
Product: lysine-rich arabinogalactan protein 18
Exons: 2
Coding region: 65-739 (224 amino acids)
Cellular component (GO): plasma membrane
Source: RefSeq, a predicted model, not a curated record